Molecule: messenger RNA, 534 nt
Organism: Triticum turgidum subsp. durum (durum wheat)
Lineage: Eukaryota; Viridiplantae; Streptophyta; Magnoliopsida; Poales; Poaceae
Source: the annotation of a GenBank genome assembly
AUGGCAAUGGCAUCCGCGCCGAGCACCACCGCGUCCACCCUCGCGCCCCCCCUCCGCUCGCCCCUCUCCUUCUCCUCCUCCCGCCGGCUCCCUUCCGCCGCCGCGCCCCCUCGGGCGGCGGGGGCGCUCCUCCUCUGCCGCGCGCCCGCGCCCGCGCGGGGGCUCGCCCUGGCGCGCGUGCGGUGCCGCGGGGCGGUGAAGCUGGUCGGGGAGGGCGAGUUCGAGGCGGAGGUGAUGCAGUCGGACCUGCCCGUGCUCGUCGACUUCGUCGCCGACUGGUGCGGGCCCUGCCGCCUCGUCGCCCCCGUCGUCGACUGGGCCUCCGAGGAAUAUGAGGGGAGAUUAAAGAUUGUCAAGAUUGACCAUGAUGCGAAUCCUCAGAUCAUCGAGAAGUACAAGGUUUACGGUCUCCCGGCGUUGAUCCUCUUCAAGAACGGGCAGGAGGUGCCAGGGAGCCGAAGAGAAGGCGCGAUAAACAAGGCCAAAUUCAAGGACUACAUUGAGCCUCUCCUGGAGACCUCAAAUGUUGCCUGA